GGGGACAGUGAGCAGGAGGUGGUGAAGGAAGAAGGAGGGGGUGCAGCAGGCAGGGGACGCAGUGGGGUGAUCCUGAGCUGUGCCCACCUCCCCGUGCCCCCGCGCUGUUGCUGAGCAGUGCUGCACAGAGCUGGACACCUGCAUCCUUCUGCACAUGGAGCACGCCAUUCUGGGCUUGGUGCUGCUGCUCGGCACCUGGGCUGGUGCAUCGGCUGCCAGGAGCAAGAAAGGCCCCAUAAAGGAGGUGGCGAUGGACAUGGCCCCCCACUCCUUUGAUGACCAGUACCAGGGCUGCAUCCACUUGAUGGAGGCUGAGCUGCAGGAGCUGAACCGCACCGAGUUCGCCAACGAAAUCUUUGCUGAGGGCUGGAGGAGCGCCACAGAGAAGUGGCAGCGCCGAUGGGGUCGGGUCUCCAGCCCAAUGGUGCUGCGACAGGAUCAAGCCAUAGCCGUGCUGGCGUAUACAAUGGAGGGAGAACUGUACCGUGUGUUCAACAACGCCACGCUCACGGCUGGGCGCUCCCGGCAGCACUACCUGAGCUCCUACCCCUUCAAGACACUGCAUUUCCUACUGAGCAGAGCCCUGCACACCCUGCGGGAAUUCCAAACCCAGCCAUGCUACAACGUCUGCCGUGGUGUGAACAACACCAGAUUCACUGCACAGCAAGGCACGGUGGUCCGCUUUGGCCAGUUCACCUCCACCUCCCGCAAGGAGAAGGUCGCUGAGUCUUUUGGCCAGGACACGUUCUUCUCGGUGGAGACCUGCUAUGGUGUGCCCAUCAAGGAAUUCUCCACUUUCCCUGGUGAGGAUGAAGUCCUCAUCCCACCCUUCGAGCAAUUCAGGGUCACCAACUCCACCUACAUUGCGGGAAGAAGCUUCAUCCAGCUCCGCUCCCACGGGAAGAGCAGCACCUACAACUGCGAGUUCGUGAAGGAGAAAAGGUGCAAGGAGCGGCCAUGCGCUUUCAGUGCAGAUAAGAGCAGUCCCCGGCCCCGCAGCCCCUGGCCAGGUUGGGCACCACUUGCAGCCCCCCACAGCCAUUAAUGCCCAUCCCUGUUCUCCCCAGGCAGGAGCAGCCCCAUGGAAGCCCCGCACCUCUGGGGGCUCCUCCUGGCAGCCGCAGCCCUGGCAGCCCUGGGAAAGCCCUGAGCUCUCCACCAUCCCACCGCCGCCCCUCCAUACGGACAGGAGGGCAGCAAUGUGCCCUCAUUGCAUCUCACGGAACCUGCAGGCGCUGCUUUCCCUCUGCUGACGCUUUCGGUGCCGCUGUUGGACGUGGAACGGCAGCACAGAACCGCCCACAGCUCCGCCACAGUAAUAAAAGCAUUGCUUUCGUGGCUUUUA
Molecule: messenger RNA, 1345 nt
Organism: Gallus gallus (chicken)
Lineage: Eukaryota; Metazoa; Chordata; Aves; Galliformes; Phasianidae
Gene: ART1D
Product: ADP-ribosyltransferase 1 like 2
Molecular function (GO): NAD+ poly-ADP-ribosyltransferase activity; NAD+-protein-arginine ADP-ribosyltransferase activity
Source: RefSeq, marked validated